Messenger RNA from Entrophospora candida, 1044 nucleotides. Lineage: Eukaryota; Fungi; Glomeromycota; Glomeromycetes; Entrophosporales; Entrophosporaceae. The record is from the annotation of a GenBank genome assembly.
UAUUGAAGUCAAUAGGUCACCAAAAGUACGACACAAAUGCAAACUCGUCGUACCUCAAAGUACGACGCAAAUGCAAACUCGUCGUACCUCAAAGUACGACGAAAAUACGAACCAAUCGUAUAAUGAACGUUUGAUAAAUAUUCAAAUGCAAAUGAAAAGAUAUUCUGAUGUGGAUUUAUCAGAAACCUCCGAUUAUUUUAUUCAAUGUAUAGGAGAUGUUCCAACUCGUUGGAAUUCCAGUUAUCUUGCUUGGACAAGACUCAUAAAAAUCAAAGAAUUUAUUUCAUUGUUAGCAAGUUCUAUGGAAUCUGAAUCUGAUUAUGAUACUCGAAAAGAUGGUAAAAGGUUAAAAAAAAUUCUUCUAAGUGACGAAGAGUGGGAGCUUUUGAAGGAAUUAGUUAAAAUCUUAAAACCAUUUGAAGAAGCAACUACAUACCUUGGUGGAAGUUCUUACAUUACAUUCAGUAUGAUGUAUCCAUUAAUACAAGAAAUUAAAACGCGUCUUAAAAAUAACAUCCAAUCAAAUUCCAUAUCUGAUUUUGAGACAUUUAAUUUAGAAGAAUUAGAUGAUGUUUUUAAUGAUGAAUUUAUUGAAGAAAUAGAAGAUGCCGAACAAAAUGAUUUUAAUUUAAACCAGCCAAUGCACACCGAAGGUAUACUGGGUUUAACUAAUAGGGUUUUAUAUAAUGCAAUGAAUUUUUACUGGAACUUUGAAAAUAAAGAGUAUAUGAUUGCUGUUAUGUUAGACCCACGUACAAAACAAUUGACUUUUAUUAGAGAACAGAAUAUAAAAGACGAUUAUAAAUUGAAUUUACAAUUGAAAUAUAAUCAGAUAUCAGCUCAACAAUCAACAAUCACCAAUAUUUCAUCAACAAAUGUAAAUCGAGAUUGCACUUUAGUUGAAACUGAAACACCUACACUUUUUUCAAUUUUUAAUAUGUCACAUCAAAAUCCAUCUUCAGACGAAAUAAGUGAAUAUUUAAAAGAAAAUGAAAUUGAAUUUACCUGUAGUCCUUUCGAUUGGUGGAAUUAUAAAAAAUCUAA